Diabrotica virgifera virgifera (western corn rootworm) is the source of this 2518-nucleotide messenger RNA. Its product is annotated as esterase B1-like. The transcript is spliced from 7 exons. The record is from RefSeq and is a predicted model, not a curated record. NCBI's taxonomy places the organism in Eukaryota, Metazoa, Arthropoda, Insecta, Coleoptera, Chrysomelidae. The coding region runs from base 111 to 1829 and encodes 572 amino acids.
UGAAUAUCCCAACAGACUACUAAACGAAUACAUACAUAGCGAGCGAGAUCUCAAACACAGUUUUUACUUAACUUUGACGUUAGUGAGCCGGUAAACAUUGCUUUAAAAUCAUGUCGGAAGAAUUAGUGGUAACAACGGAAAUUGGCAAGCUUCGGGGCAAAGCCCAGAAGGAUUACCAUGGUGAUAAAUUUUAUAGUUUUAGUGGAGUACCCUACGCCAAGCCACCCAUAGGGGAACUUAGAUUUAAGGCUCCUGAACCAAUUGAAUCAUGGGAAGGAGUAAAGGAUUGUACCAAAGAAGGAUGGGAAUGUCCCUCGUUAGAUAUAUACUUCAAACACCACAUUGGCAACGAAGACAACUGCCUUAAUAUGAAUAUAUACACCAAAGAGCUUCCAAGUCAUAACCCGAACAUGAAAAAGAGACCUGUUAUGGUUUUCAUCCAUGGUGGCGGCUUCAUAUAUGGCUCCAACAAAAGCAUGCACGUGGGUCCUAAUUAUUUAAUGACUGGUGAUAUUGUAUUAGUGUGUAUCAACUAUAGAUUGGGAGUAUUUGGUUUCUUAAGUCUAGAAGACCAAUCUUUGGGUGUACCCGGAAAUGCAGGCUUGAAAGAUCAGACAAUGGCACUAAAAUGGAUACAAAAACACAUUGCUAAUUUUGGUGGUGAUCCUAACAACGUAACAAUAUUUGGGGAAAGCGCUGGUAGCGCCUCAGUUCAUUUCUUGCUUGUUUCUCCACUUACGAAAGGCCUCUUCCAUAAAGCGAUUAUGCAGAGCGGAUGUGCUUUCAAUCCCUGGGCUAAGGGAAGAAGAAACUUUGCUGUAAUUUCUAAAGCUAUGGGUUAUAAAGAUGUAGACGAAAAAACUUUGUUCCAGAAACUUUGUAGAGCCAGCACAAGAAGCUUAGUAACAGCUUCGUUUAAAAUAGAAGAUUCAUUCUUCGCCAGCAUCGUCCGACCUUUCAUCCCAGUUGUAGAAUACCCCCACGAAGGAGCCUUCUUAACAGAAGACCCAGAAGAAAUAAUGAAAGCUGGCCGACAUCAUCAUGUCCCUGUAAUAAUCGGUUACAAUUCCAUGGAAGGUUUGAUGUACGAAUUAAUUAGAAAAACUAGAACAGAUGCAGAUCUUCCCGAGACUCUUGAAAGGGACAUUCCUUUUGACCUUAACAUUCCAGAAAAAACGGAAAGGGCGAAAGAAGUUGCGGAAAAAAUGCAAAAAUUUUACUACCAAGAUAAAGACCUUUCUGAAAAGAACAUAAACAAUAGAUACAGGAUGGUAAGCGAUGUACAUUUCCUCUACGGUAUCCAGAAAACCAUUACCUUACUUCAGCGCCACAGCAAAGCUCCAGUAUACGUUUACAGAAUGAGCAUCAUCAGCAACUUAAAUUUCUUCAAAAAAUUCUGUGAAGUUAAAUAUUUGAAAACAAUGCUUGCUCUUUCGUUGCUUACAAAACUAUCCGGCGGAUCCAGUAUGAAGAACGUCUUCCAAUCCCUAAGAGAAAAACUUCCUGUUAGGCAAAUAGAGGGCGUCUCCCACGCUGACGACAUCUUCUACCUAUUCAGCACUUUCCUAGCUCCUACCAUUGCUAAGGGGAGCGUGGAAGACAGAAACAUACAAAAAUUCGUGAAGCCUUGGACCACUUUCGCCGAAUGCGGUAACCCUACACCAGAACCUACAGAACUCCUCGAUCAUGUUGUGUGGAGUCCUGUAAAAGACGAAAGUAUUUCAAAUAUUUUUGAUAUUAAUGAUAGAAUCAGUAUUACUGGUAAUGUUGAAGCAGAAAGGAUACAAUUCUGGAGAGAGUUAUAUGCGGAAUGUUGUGGUACAGCCUAAAAGUUUCUUUGCCGAAAUUUUUGAUAAAUAAUGCAAAAAUGUGAUUUAUUUGUGUAGGAAUAGAUUGAUACGAUAUUAUUUGAAUGGCAUGUUUGUAGCCUACUGUUAAAACAUCACAUAUCUUUGAAAUGAUUUUAGCUGUAUGAAAGUCAAUGUUUUAUAUUUACUCUCCUGAAAAAACAUCAAUCCAGUAUAAAAGCCAGUUUGUUCUUCAUUUUUAAUAGUCAAUGCAUAGUCGGAAUUUUCAUUUGUAAAGUCCAAGUAUCUAGGACACAAUUCUUCUGACCCAACAUAUAUGUACUUGUGCACUUGCUAAGUAUAUUACGUUGUCUUUAUACUUGCUCUAUACUCUUUGGAGCAUUGAAAUCGUGCAUUUACUAUAUAGGAAAUUCUACAUAAUCCUUUUCUCAUAAAAAUAUGAGUAUAACUUUGCAAUUUUUGUCAAAAUGUGAUAUUUAUGUUCUUGCUGGGUUAUCUAUAAGCUACAAGAGAUUAUUACUCCUAUUUGAGAUAUUAAAGAUCAUCUGUUGUUUAAAUGUAGUAUCGUAGAUAAUACUCGUAUCGAAAGUAUUAAUAGAUAGGUCAAAUGUAUUUUAAAUAAUUUUAAGACACUUAAAAUUAAGUUAUACAUAUUUAUGUUAUUUAUUUCUUUAAAAGAAUGUUUUUAAUAAAAUAAUAGUAAAUUCUGA